AUGUCGGGUCGUGCGGGGUCUGUGGCAGUGGAAAAUAGAGUGCUGGUGGAUGCUGAGUUCGUGGCUUCGGCAGCUAAGGACGUUCAGGUCGUGGUUAGCGGUUGUCAGACGGCUGCGAAGGUUAUCCAUGAAGCCAUGGUUCAACAGAAGUAUUCGAUGGCAACCUGGUCGAGUCACGAACUGAAUCCUAAGAAUCCAGAUGCUAGCACUGUUAAUUGGAUUUUGACGGUGGAUCUGCUGAAUUUCAGUUUUUGGUCUGAGAACUUCGACUCGAAUGAUACGGGUAGUCCUGAUACUCAGAGGUUUGCUGUAGAGUAUCACGGUAAACAGUUCACUGGUUAUUGGAGUCUGGUCGCCGCUAUUAAUAGAGCUGUGUAUGAAUAUGGCAUUCCGAUUACAAGCCCAGAAUAUUGGGCUUCUGACGAGUUUACUGAAGACGUGCUUCGAAAGGUUUUUGCUAGUAGCACCGCGGAACAGGUUCCUCUUUUCGACGAGAGAUACAGAGUUUUAAAAGAAGCUGGAAGGGUCAUUCAGAACGAACUACUAUCACAAGAACAACAACAACGCAAACUUGUUUCUUCAACCGAUAUCUUCGAUACCGCUUCUUCAACGACAAAUGCAUUUAUAGACCUAUUUAUUACACGAGCAGAUAAAUCAGCGCUCAAACUAGUUGAACUCGUGAGCACGAAAUUCCCCUCGUUCUGCGACACCGCGAGCUACCAUGGCCGUACUGUACAUAUCAUGAAACGGGCUCAAAUCCUCGUGGCCGAUAUCUGGGCCUGUUUUCAGGGCAAGUCGUAUGGUGAGUUCAACGACAUCGACCAAAUCACUAUGUUCGCUGACUACCGAGUUCCACAAAUGCUGCAUUCACUAAACUGUAUCUCAUAUAGCACUGACUUGACCCACCACCUCACUAGUCAUCUGCCUCUUGACAAUGGCGACCCUCGCGAAGUCGAGAUUCGUGCUUGUAGUAUUUGGUCGGUAGAAAUCAUCCGCCGCGAAAUUCUCGCCAUUGAUCCAUCUGCUCCUAUAAACUCCAUCCUCAUCGACUAUUAUUUAUGGGACACUGCUAAAGCCAUCCAAAAACAGCUGGGUCUCGACCAGCACAGCAUGAUUGCCUGUCACCGCACCCGCUCCGUCUUCUACUAA
This is a messenger RNA of Sugiyamaella lignohabitans, 1149 nucleotides long. RefSeq lists its product as uncharacterized. Bases 1 to 1149 code for a protein of 382 amino acids. The record is from RefSeq and is a predicted model, not a curated record. The transcript has a single exon. Lineage: Eukaryota; Fungi; Ascomycota; Dipodascomycetes; Dipodascales; Trichomonascaceae.